Molecule: messenger RNA, 1983 nt
Organism: Penicilliopsis zonata CBS 506.65
Lineage: Eukaryota; Fungi; Ascomycota; Eurotiomycetes; Eurotiales; Aspergillaceae
Exons: 8
Coding region: 67-1908 (613 amino acids)
Biological process (GO): amino acid transmembrane transport
Cellular component (GO): vacuolar membrane
Molecular function (GO): amino acid transmembrane transporter activity
Source: RefSeq, a predicted model, not a curated record
CGUGUGUGUGUGAGAGAGAGAGAGAGAGGAACCUCCAAAAAACCAAAAUCCCUCUUAUUUCUCUCCAUGUCAACCUUUGUCUCCGCCGCCAACCUGGGCGGCGUCGCCGAUCCUCGCCUCGGGGGGGAGGCCGACGCCAUUGGCACCAGCGACGAGCACCGCGCCGAUAUUGCGCAUGAGAUCGAACCUCCCAUCCUCGAGGGCCACGGCGCCAUCUACAAUGACCGCAGUAUCACCUUCGAGAACUAUCACUACUGGGCCACCCGCUCGCGAGAGAUCGAAAAGCACAUCCGCACCGACAACCAGGGCUUCUCGCAGAUCUGGAGCAUGAUCGUCGGCAAGAAGAUCGAACCGGAGCCCCCCGUCCUCGAUGCCUCCCUGCCGCCCCUCGACCAGGAGAACCCCGUUGCCGAGAAGAUCACCGAGAAGGCUCCCGGUCAGGAUACUUCCAAGGGCAGCGACGGUGUCGAUCGCUGGGGGAUCACCGAGACCGAAUGGGAGCGUGCCCAGCGUGCCACCCGGACGGCCACUUGGGGUUCUAUCUUCUACCUGAUUACUACCGAUAUUCUCGGUCCUACCAACGUGCCUUGGGCUAUCAGCCAAAUGGGUUAUGGACCUGGUUUUGCCCUGUACACCGUUUUUGGGGGUCUGGCUUGCUACUCCGGAAUGCAGCUCUGGAAGAUCUUCGUCGGACUGGAUUCCACCCGCUUCCCCAUGCGCAACUACGGUGAUGUCGCCUUCCGUGUCUUCGGCAACUGGGCCCGCCAGGGCGUCAACGUCCUGCAGAGCUUCCAGUUCUUCUUGAACAUCGCCCUCAUCGUCGAGAGCAGCGGGCAGUCUCUGGCCCAAAUGGCUGAGGGGGCCAGCGGCACUGGCUCUUUGUGCUUCGUCCUCGCCGAGUUCAUCUUCUUGGUUAUCGGUGCCUGUCUCGGUCAGAUCCGUACCCUGCAGCGUCUGUCCUGGCUGUCCAACAUUGCCAUCUGGCUGAACGUCAUUGUCGUGAUCAUGACUAUGAUUGUUGUUCAAUACUACCCCCCCAACUACGCGGCGGCGGAGAUCGAAAACGGGGUGAGCUACGGGCCGAUCGAGACGAGCGCCAACUGGCCCUCGAACUCGACCUUCUCCAGCCGGAUCAGCGGGAUCAUGAACUGCAUCUUCGCGUACGGUGGCGCGACCCUGUUCAACGAGCUGAUGGCCGAGAUGCGCCGCCCCUACGACUUCUGGAAGGGCUUCAUCUGCGCCGAGGUCUUCAUCUACAUCUGCUACCUGGUCUCCGGCAUGGUCGUGUACAGUGCCCAGGGCCAAUUCACCUACAGCCCUUCCUACCAGGGCAUUCCCGACUCGGCCUACAACUGGCAAACCCUGGGUAACGCCCUCUCCUUCAUCACGGGCGCCAUCGCCGGUAUCCUGUACGGCAACAUCGGCAUCAAGGUGUUUUACUCGGCUGUCCUACGUGAUAUCUUCAACUUUCCUGCUUUGGAUAAGAAGAAGGGCAAGAUUGUCUGGGUUUGCAUUGUUCCCGUCUACUGGUCGCUGGCCUUUGUCGUCGCCGCCGCCAUCCCCCAGAUCGUCAACCUGACGACCUUUGUGGGCGCCCUCUGUAUCCAGCAGUUCUCCUACACCUUCCCCCCCCUCCUUCUAGUCGGAUACAACGUCCAGAAGGACGCCAUCCUGCCCGAGGAGGAAUUCGACCCGCGCACCGGCCAGGCCAAUCGCGUGGAUCACGGCUUCAAGCGCUGGAUCCGUGGCUUCAAGAAGCAGUUAGCCUGGAACACCUUUGACCUGCUGUACUCGCUUGCUGCCCUUGCCACGGCCGGUCUGGGUCUGUGGGCCGCAAUCGUUGACAUGAGAGCGGACUUUGCCGAGACCCCUUUGACGCCUUUUACCUGCACUUCUCCUACUGGCUAAUCUACAUCUAUAUAUAUGUCUAUAUAUAUAUCUAUAUAUCUAUAUCCAUUUCUUAGAACGAUUAUGCAAUGUUAG